AAUAAACAUGGCGGAGGGUUCGUGAAUACUAAGAGRAGCUUUCGAGGAGUAAUUACAGCUGAAGUAACUUUGCUUUCUUUACUAAACAUUCAAAGCAAAAAAUUUACAAGAAAAUAGUCCACAAAGAUGUCAAGUCUUGUUAUUCUCGAGUCGGACAAAGGAGAGCUUAAAGACAUUGAUAGCAGACUGYUAGAAGAUGGCUACAGUACAGCAAUACCGUUGGAGCAUAAACUCCGCUAUAUGUGGCGGCAGGUUACAAGAUCUGAAACAAGUCUCAAGUCAUCAUUGGACAGCCUUGAGCAGCUCCGCAAGCAGCAUGCAGAAGAGAUGAUUGAGGUAGAAAACUAUGUCACUCAUAUCCGACAACUCUCUGAUGAAAGAGAAGAACUCACWAAAGACCUUGAGGCUGAGAAUGAACAGUUAAAGGCAGAGAUGGAGCAGAUGAAAGUUGAGAGAGAGGCUGGUGCUGUGGUAUCAGAGGAGGUUUGUGAUAUGCUGAAGGAUGCUGGGAUAAAUGACAUUAGUCAAGAUACCACUACUGUUAAAAGUCAAAUUAGUUUUCUACUGAAAGAAAGAACUGCAAACUUAAAUCAAAUCAAGAAACUUGAGCGAGAUACUGUAUCAUCUGGUCCYCAAUCAAAACAACAGGAGGUCUGGGUACUAGAGAGAAAGGAAAUGGAAGAUGAAAUGAAUCGACUUAGAGAGACUACUAAACAAGUGAAACUUGAAAUGAAGAAAAUGCAUGACAAGGAAACUCAAGACCUAAAAGAUCAAAAUACAGCUUUGAAGAAUCAGAUUGACAAGAACCAGAAACAGUUCAAUGAAGACAUGGCUACAAUGCUUAAGAAAUUUGAAGAGGAUAAAAUGAGAAUGGUUGAGGAAAGAGAAGAAGAAGAGGUGAAAACAACCCAACAGCUUGGCAAAGCUGAUAAGGUUAUGAAGGAAAUGCAAGAAAUAAAAUUCAAGAUGAAGGAUAUUGAACAGGAGAAGACCUCACUGCAUUUCACUGUAAGUUACUUACUUCAGAUUCAAGUGACUUCAUUAACCAAUGAAAUCGCAAGUCUCAAGGAAAGACUGCAAACAGCUGAUGGGACAAUUGACAGACAAACCAAACAACUGGAAAACCUCACCAUACAGCUAGGUGAAGCAGAAAGAACCUUGAAAGAAAAGGAAGAAGACAUGGAAGACCUUGAGAAGAACCAUAAAGAUGAGGUAAAGGAAAUGAAAGCUGAGGCAGAAACAUUCAAAUAUAAACUAGACGAAGAGACUGGUAAAAGCAAAAAUGUUGAAAGUGAUAGAGAUGUUUUAAAAUCACAAAUAACAGAGCUAAGGAAGGAUCUUGAAGCAUCCCUUGCUGCUAGUGUUGCUCGUGAGAAGGAAACAAUGGAUCAAGUUGCUACUCUUCAAGAAGACAAAGACAGACUCGCCAGAGAGAUAGCUGGAUACAUCACAAAGGAGAAAACUAUGACCAAAACCAUAGAAGAACUCAAACUUAAUAGUCAAUCAUUUGAGGGAAAAAAAUCAUCAUUACAAAGUGUGAUAUCAUCACAAGAAAAGCAAGUUGCAGACCUUAUUUUAAAGAUUGARAAAAGUGAUCAGAAAUGUGCUGCACUAGAGCAUCGACUGUUAACAGAGCAAAGCAAGACUGCAGAACUCAGCACAAAAGUCCACUACACAUCAGAAAGCAGCAGUUCUGCAAAGCAGGAGGUGGACAAUCUCAAGGAAGAGAUCAAAGCUCUGACAUCACAGUUGCUAAGGCAACAUGAUGCAACCAUGGACAGCAGGUCCAAAUACGAACAAUUGAUCAUGGAAGUCAAGGGAGAAUUAGAGAAGGAACGAGAAAAGUCUUCUGGUGACCGACAUGCUCUGGCAAGUCAACUGGAGCUGGCUAUGAGAGAGAGCAAAGACUUGAGUACAUUGUUGAGGGCAAGGGAAGAGGAGUUGAACCUGCUCCGUCAAGAGUUGUCCAAUGUAAGUACUACUGGUACCAAGGCCUCCACAGCGUUAGAGUUUGAAUCUAAGAUGCGUGGUAGCCUAGAAAGCAGAGCUAACCAUCUUGAGGGGGAAUUAACAAAAGCUUGGGGUCAAAUCAAAGAAUUGACAGAAAAAGCAAGUGGAUUGGAGGCUUCUAAACGUCAUUUGGAGAUUGAAUUGGACCGAAGAACACAGCAACUGCGUCAGUCAGAAAGUACUUUACAUAAAAGACAAGCAGAACAUACUGCCAUGGUCGUUGCUAAGGAUACCGCUCAACAACAAGCAGAGGAAGCGGAAGCGAAGCUGGCAUCUCUGCGUUUAGAGUAUGAAGCGCUCGUURCACGACUGGAAAAGACUGAGGCAGACCUGAAGUCAGCCAGUGAACAACUAAUGGAGCUUCACCUAAAACACCAGGAAAACAGUGCUUUGCGCGGCCACCUMGAGGAAGAACAAGUCAACAAAAAUAUUCAACACCAGACGGUGAAAGAACUUGAACAUCAAAUCGGUGUUUUACAAGAAAGAAAUUCUCAGUUACAACAAGUGGUUUUAAAACAAGAAGAAAGCAUCAGAGCYAUGGACAAACAGCAAAAACAGAKUGACAACCAAUCAAAGGGUUUGUCAGAAAGAAUGAAUGAAGCUUUACAAGAGAAYGAAAUGUUGAAGCAAGAACUGAUAGCAGCAGCUGACAGAAUCGACAACCUGAAACGUAAAAGCGACGAAAGAAAAACAAAAACACAAGCAAAAGUACAAGCUUUAAGGAACCAGUUUGCUCGUGACAAGAGAGCCCUCGAGGAAAGAGUCCUUUCUCUAGAGAACACGCUUCAACUCACCCAGCAACGUUCCUUGAAGGACGAGGAAUGGGAAGGAACAGCAAAUGCUGCUUUGAAAUCUUUACAGAAAGAAAAGCGAGAACUUCUCUCAAAUUUAAUGGACAGCGAAGAAGUCAUUCGUGAAUAUCAACGCACUAGUCGUGAAAGUGAAUCUCGUUUGACUGUCUUAACAAAAGAAAACGACGAACUUCAAAACAAASUUAAUGAACUCAUCAAAGAAAAGACGCUGUUGUCUAGAGAGUUGACRAAACUAAGGUCGAGCCCAUUCAGCAGUCCACAGCCAAGAGGUGCYGUUGAUUCUCAAGUAUUAAUGAGUGCUUUAUCGAGAMUCCAUCAGAACGGACASGACAGUCUGGUAUCAUCGCCUGAUUUUCAAUCACCUGAAAGYCGUUCACCUGAUAGGGCUGUGCAGUUAUUAAACUCACUAAAUGACAGCCUUGGUAAACCCUCAAGYAACCGGCAUGUGUAUGUCAGCUGACAUCGGCUCCAUGUGAUUCAUGUUUUAUAUCGCAGAACAUCUAUAGUCCUAAUAACAGUUAUUAUUUGGUACAAAGGGCAGUGUUACAUACAUGUAACAUCAACGUGGCGCACGCACGUUCUAAAGCUGCUAAAUCAUGUAUGGAUACUUAGGAUAUUGUGUUGUCAUAUCAGUGUUGUACCAAAGUAUCCCUGUUUUAAGGGGAGUUACCCCAAGUACAUUUUAUGAAUGACCGUCUCUUUUGGAUUAUGUUCGACCAAUAUUUAAGUUCUCUUCGUCAAAAGUGUGUCCUUGAAUGGUUACAGACUGUUAAGGUGGCUUCAUAUUAUUAUUGAAGACGUGCAUAGUUUUUUUUUCAAAGUGUUUUUUGGCAUGCAUUAAGUUUUUGCAAGUCACGUGACAUCUGAGAUAUCGGGUUUUUCCAAUUUUCAUCAUUUUGUUAAUUUGCGUGGUGUUAUGAUCGAAGUACGGGUAAACGCGAAUGUACACUCCAUGAAACCACUUUAACAUGAAGUUCUCAUAUGAUAAUAUAUAU
Messenger RNA from Exaiptasia diaphana, 3817 nucleotides. RefSeq names its product myosin-11. The coding region runs from base 127 to 3282 and encodes 1051 amino acids. The record is from RefSeq and is a predicted model, not a curated record. Lineage: Eukaryota; Metazoa; Cnidaria; Anthozoa; Actiniaria; Aiptasiidae. The transcript is spliced from 18 exons.